AUGCUAUACAGAAGAUUUAAACAACUGAACGGACACUUGCUGCAGAAGUACAGCAUACAAUCAGAAGAACAGCUCGACUGCGAAGUUUCGUCUGCGCUGAUUGUUACUUCUAAAACCUAUGUACCAAAAAGCUAUUGUGAACUACUUGACAGUGAGUUUCGUCUAUCAGCUCGUAGACAACGAUCAGAAUUACCGAAGAAACGCAAGAAUGUAUUAGAAGUGCAUGCAGAGGUGAUAUGUGUUGAUAACUUAUCGGUGGCUCAUUUACAGAAGAUACAUUCUUUAUUGGAAGACGUUUCUGGAGCCAUCAACGCUGGGUACGGUGUACAGAACAUAGCUGAAAUAACAAGUUGCUUUUUACAUAUUGUAAUCCUCAGUUAUAUAGUUGUGACAGACAUACUAGGAAAGGCAACACCUUGGUUUCAUGCAUCUAAACGGCAUUCUAUCACAGUGUUGUUGUCCUUACCGUGGGCAGCUCUGUCAGCUUUUAGAAUUGUCAGCAUAGUGUACAGCUGUGAGGUGGUGGCUCAGGAGGCCAACCACACGGAACAGCUGGUCAAUAAGCUGCUGCUGCUGGCGCCGAUGGCAGACAGAGGUCGCAGUACUGGUCUGCACAGUUUCGCCCAACAGCUGAACGACAGUGGGCUCAAGUACAGCGCGGCAGGACUGUUCCCCAUAGACCGGUCGCUGCUUGCGAGCUGUCUGGCCGCCAACGUCAACUACCUGGUAAUCCUCGUUCAGUUUGGGAUGUAA
Molecule: messenger RNA, 753 nt
Organism: Schistocerca serialis cubense
Lineage: Eukaryota; Metazoa; Arthropoda; Insecta; Orthoptera; Acrididae
Product: putative gustatory receptor 28b
Exons: 1
Coding region: 1-753 (250 amino acids)
Biological process (GO): sensory perception of taste
Cellular component (GO): axon; membrane; dendrite
Source: RefSeq, a predicted model, not a curated record